UACCCAUUCAAACGAAGCUGACAGAAAUGGAUCUGACAUUAUAGCAUACAUCACAACUUUAAUAGCAGGUGCAUGCGUUUGAGUGUAUUUCUUCAAGCAGUAGCUCAGAAUAACAAUAUAGUAAAGAAGUUUUCUCUGGCAAUAGAGUGUCUUUAGUUUGCUGUACUCACAUCGUGUGCACUUUGAUGAGUGAGUUUUUCUACUCCUGUUAAGAGGAUUAUAGUUGGAUUUAUUAUUUCAUGCGAAAUGGAUUCGAUGAAAAGAUUGUUUGUGAUAUUUUUGAUGUUGAGCUACGGGACACUUUAUACUUCUCAGAACACUCCUGAUAGCAAUGAAUCAGACGAGGAUAGUGCUGAAGCUAUUACAAAGACGCCCUCCGAGCAGGAUAUGAACCUCAAGCUUCUAGAAACCAUAGAGAGGGAGCAGAUUGGGAACUUGACAGGUCGACUAAUAGAACAAUUCAUCGAUAAAGUCACCGAUGAAAUUAAUUCUAUCGAGAAGGAGCUUCAUGACCACAGGAGGAAUCUACUACAUUCUGGUUGGGAGCUGUUGGCCAGACGAUUAGCUGGGACUGUAUUCCUGUUAGAACAGAGCAGCUGCUCAGAGAAACUGGGGAAGAAGGUGAAAAAUGUUUUGCUUGAGGGUAGAGGGUACAUCAGGAACUGUGCUGCUAAUCACGACGUGAUGAGGGGAUUCAAGGAUUGGGUAAGGUUCACUCUUGAGAUGCUCCAAGAUCUACAGAAUAAAUUCAAGACAGAUGUUGAACAAUGCAGGAACAAGAACCAGAAAAGAAGUGUCGAAGACUGUUUUGUGAGGCUUUUCCACUACAACGAAAACAGGAAAAUUCAGUUCAGAAGAGAUAUCUUUCAGAGGUUUAAAGAGAGCGCACAUACGGCAAAUGAUAACUUGGAGGAAAACUGGUUUAAGUGUACUGUGAGGUGUAUGGGCGCCGCUAAGAAAACCAAUGAUAUUUUGGAGAAAAUGAUAAAACUACAGCUGACUGAAUCUGAUACUUUCUCGGAUUGUGACAUGUUUUCAGGAGUGAUUUCUCCGGCAUUCAAAAUAAGGCCUCAUGAAUCUGGUCUUGAACCUUAUUUCAGGGAGAUUAAAGGUGCUAGUUUGAUUAGAUUGGAGGAUCCUUAUCAUGUUUUCAUGACUGAUUUCUGAAUUUUCGAACUACAACAGAAAUGAUGCAAGAAACCCAAUCGGGUUUCAUUCAAACUCUUCCAUGUAUUUCAACUUUUCAUUCAUGUCAUUACUUUUUCACAUAGAUUUGUUUCACAUACAACCAUGAUCAGCAAAAUCACAGUGCUCAAUUGGGUUUCAUUCAAACUCUUCCAUGUAUUUCAACUUUUCAUUCAUGUCAUCACUUUUACACAUAGAUUUGUUUCACAUUCAACCAUGAUCAGCAAAAUCACAGUGCUCAAUUGGGUUUCAUUCAAACUCUUCCAUGUAUUUCAACUUUUCAUUCAUGUCAUCACUUUUACACAUAGAUUUGUUUCACAUCCAAUCAUGAUCAGCAAAAUCACAGUGCUCAAUAAUUGGGUUUCAUUCAAACUCUUCCAUGUAUUUUAACUUUUCAUUCAUGUCAUCACUUUUACACAUAGAUUUGUUUCACAUCCAAUCAUGAUCAGCAAAAUCACAGUGCUCAAUAAUUGGGUUUCAUUCAAACUCUUCCAUGUAUUUUAACUUUUCAUUCAUGUCAUCACUUUUACACAUAGAUUUGUUUCACAUACAACCAUGAUCAGCAAAAUCACAGUGCUCAAUUGGGUUUCAUUCAAACUCUUUCAUGUAUUUCAACAUUUUAUUUGUCCCAUCCAUGUCAUAACUUCUUCUCAUAGCUUUGUGUUACAUCAAACCAUAAUCAGCAAAUUCAUAGUGUUUUUGGGGGUGACAUUUCUUAUCAAUGUUCAGUUAUUUUUUGUGAUUGAUGUAUUGUGAAAUGUGAUAUUAUUUUGACAAUUGCAUUAUUUGUUCUCAAAUCACAAUCACGUUGUGUCUUCUUAACUCAUUUCAUAACUCACGUUGACGCUUCUCUCAAUUUUUGAAUCACUCUACCACUAUGCUUAAUUCUUUUCAAAAUAAAAUCGGGAAUUUCGUGUUGAUUAGUGACACUUUAUUGUGUUUGUGAGUAUAUUUUUCCAUACAAGUAUUUAUAUUGAAAUGCUCAGGAAAGAAUGUAAGGAGGAAGGGCAUCACUGAACACAAAUGAUGAAAUAUCGUUUAUAUUAUUAUUUUUGUAAUAAAUGAUUCAAUAAAUGAGAAUAAAGUGAUAGAAUGUCAAUGGAUAUUACCAUAGAGAAACAAUGGCAUAAGUAGAUAUCCCAUGGUAUAGGGCG
Messenger RNA from Nilaparvata lugens (brown planthopper), 2339 nucleotides. RefSeq lists its product as uncharacterized. NCBI's taxonomy places the organism in Eukaryota, Metazoa, Arthropoda, Insecta, Hemiptera, Delphacidae. The transcript has 2 exons. The coding region runs from base 247 to 1167 and encodes 306 amino acids. The record is from RefSeq and is a predicted model, not a curated record.